Messenger RNA from Penicillium concentricum, 1656 nucleotides. RefSeq lists its product as uncharacterized. Lineage: Eukaryota; Fungi; Ascomycota; Eurotiomycetes; Eurotiales; Aspergillaceae. The transcript has 4 exons. Bases 1 to 1656 code for a protein of 551 amino acids. The record is from RefSeq and is a predicted model, not a curated record.
AUGAGUGGCUUACGCAAUACUAUGAAGGGUGGAUGGCACCCUGAAGGCAAGGAAGGUGGAAAGGAGAGCUGGCGUGGUGAUUUUAAAGGCGUUAACCAAGUGGCUGGGUGGAUGGGAAAGGGCAAGGAAGGCGACUCCUCUAGUUCUGGAUCUGGAAAGAACCCCGAACCACAAGGGGGUAUUAGAGGCUCUGUGGCUGGGUGGAUGGGAAAGGGCAAGGAAGGCGACUCCUCUAGUUCUGGACAGGGCUCCUCAUCACAGGGGGGUAUCAGGGGCCAAGUGGCUGGCUGGAUGGGAAAGGGCAAUGACUCCAACUCCAACCGCUCUGAUCAUGUCUCACGACCAUUGUCAGCCCUAAAAGACCCAUCUUCAUUUGGGCCGCCCCCCAAGCAUAUCAAUUACCAUGGCGCAGCCGCUGUGCCAAAUCAGACAACACCCGAUCGCCGGGGUUUGGGAGCUCCAUUGCCCCAGGAUCAGAUAAACGCCCAGGAGGCCCGUCGACGGGAAGUAGAGGAAGCAGAGGAGGAACAGUCCCGAAAGCCCGCCCCGCCUCCGGUCCCGUAUCGCGUCGACACCAGCGGCCUUUCUACGAACCAUCUCCCUCCACCACCAGUGCGGCGAGUAGACUCGGCAAGUUCUGCUUCAACAAGCUCAAUCUCAAAGUCAAACCCACCAAAGCCCCCGCCACGGCUUCCUGCCCGCAAUGGAUCUCCCAGCUCCGACGUGCCGCCCGCUUAUUCCCCCGCACCGGUACUCUCCCACGAUUAUAUCAACCAAGAUGCUACGUCCCGCCUAGCAAAUGCUGGCGUCUCGGUUCCUGGAUUUGGGAUAGGUCAGGAGAAAUCUUCGUCGCCUGCACAUACGCCUGUCAAUGAGCUGCAGUCACGCUUCUCCCGGAUGAAUACCUCGGGAUCUCCAUCAGCACCCACUCCGCCUGCCCAGGCAUCGACAAACAUCCAACAAUCUGCCAGUAAUCCAUCUUCUCUCCAGAACUUUCGCGACCAGCACGCGGGGUCCAUUGACUCGGGAAAACAGAAAUAUGGUGAUUUCCGAGAGCGUCAUGCGGAUACCAUCGACUCGGGGAAACAAAAGUACGGUGAUUUCCGAGAGCGUCAUGCGGAUACCAUCGAUUCAGGAAAGCAGAAAUACGGUGAUUUCCGUGAGCGUCACGCGGACUCAAUCGAUUCAGGCAAACAGAAGUUAAGUGGUUACGCAUCGCGGUUCACUGGCUCUUCUCCAGCGCCUAGCCCACCGGCCCGGCCCGCGUCGAAUGCUUCUAGCAUGAACUUGGAACCGGCCGAGCCCGCGCGGGGCACGUCCUCUGUGCAAGAUUUCCGUGAACGUCAUGCCGACAAGAUCGACAUGGGUAAGGAGAAGUGGGGUGGAGUCACAUCGCGCUUUAACACAUUUGUGGAGGACCGCAAGUUCUCCGCCGAUGCUAACAAGCGGAUUCCCCGCCCACCUUCUCGUCCCAUCUCCAUGACCCAGUCGAACUCUCCAGCAUCACCCACAGAGCCUGAUCUUCAGACUCAAGCCCAACGCAAGAAGGCGCCCCCUCCACCUCCUAAGCGAGCUGAAUUUCGUGCGUCCCCUGUUGACGCUUCGUCGUCACUCCCAGGGCCUCCUCCCGUUCCUCAUAGCACUAAGCCUCGCUAA